This is a messenger RNA of Lotus japonicus, 1869 nucleotides long. Its product is annotated as B3 domain-containing transcription factor ABI3-like. The record is from RefSeq and is a predicted model, not a curated record. Bases 1 to 1869 code for a protein of 622 amino acids. The transcript has 4 exons. Lineage: Eukaryota; Viridiplantae; Streptophyta; Magnoliopsida; Fabales; Fabaceae.
AUGGUUGUUGCUGGAGCUGGGCUUGGUGGGAAAGGGGUGGCUAUAUGGUCAUGCUUGCUGAGAGAUUGGAGGAAGGAAAGGAUGGUGAAGAAGUGGGGGAAGAAUUUGGGAUGGGGUCCUAGAGAGGAAGAAGUGAACAAGAGAAGUUGCAUGCAGCCUUUCUCAUCAUCAUCACCUAUGGAUCCCUCGGUGAGAGGUCGAAGUGAUCGCUGUUUCUUUGAGGGUGAGAUGAAGGGUGACGUGGAACUGCCGGUGGGAGAUUUGCAUGCUGGCCUUGUUGAUUAUGGUGCCAUGGAUUUCACAGAUGGUUUAACAGUGAAAGAAAGAGAGAUGUGGUUUCACAGUGACCAAGAAGAAUUUCUUGCGAUGAAUGAUGAAGCUUCAAUGUUCUAUUAUGAAUUCCCUCCUCUCCCUGACUUUCCUUGCACGGUGCCACCUUCACCAUCAUCAUUGUCAUUUCCUUUCGCAACAACAGCACCUGCAAAGACAACAACAUGCUCCCCCUCUUCAAAUUUAGGGGCUGUUUUAGAAUCAGAUCAUGAGCAAGAUGCAGAGGAAUUAAUCAAGCAGCUGCAUGAUCCAAUGUAUGCUUCUAUGGAAAUUUCAAAGCCCACAGAUCCAAGCCCUUUUGUUGAUUCCAUCGAAACUUUUGGGUACAAUGAUAACCUUUUCGGAGCCCAUGGUUUCUUUGACCCUGCAUCUAUUUUCCAGGAUGAUGAAAUUGAAAACCCAUUAGAGGAAUACAGACAGGAUGAACAACAGCUACAACAACAACAACAACAACAGCAACAGAAACUACAACAGCAACAUCAACAGCAACUACAACAAAAUGCAGUGGUAGCAGAACAUCAACCACAGGAAGGGGCAAAGGAUAAGAUUAAGAUACAAGAAGAGGGUUGUUUGGAUAAUGAGUUGACCAAUGUGUUCUUGGAGUGGCUUAAGGCCAACAAGGACAUAAUCUCUCCUAAUGAUUUGAGGAGUGUGACGUUAAAGAAAGCAACCAUAGAGGCUGCUGCUAAGAGUUUGGGAAGAGGGAAAGAAGGGUUGAAGCAAUUGCUUAAGCUUGUUCUUGAAUGGGUUCAAGAGAGUCAUCUUCAAAAUAAAAAGCGAAAGAAAAAUAACACACCUUUAAAUGUUCUCUCCCAAUAUCAGGUUCCUACCCAAAACCACAACACAAUCCCUGCCUCUAAUUAUCUGGAUCCAAGCUCAUUUAGACCCGCACUCAACCCUUAUUUCUGUUACCCAUUAUGGAUUCCUCAACCAAUUUUUGGAGUAGGUCCAAGUGUGUUUUCCCCACCCAUUGUUGGGUAUGUGGGUGACCCUUACACAAAAGGUUCUUCAAAUAACAUCAAUGGCACCCAUAACAAUGUUGAUUAUAACAUGCCAAAAUCUGCAUAUUCAUGGCCUCAUUCUCAUUUCACUGCUGCUUCUCACCAAACCCAUGGCCCCAGUGGUGAUAAAUUGAAGAGAUCAAGAUCCUUAGCUACCAAAGAAGCGAGGAAGAAGAGGAUGGAGAAGUAUGUGUCUCAUCAUAGGCAUCACAAUCAACACUGCGCACGCGAAAAACAGAACCAACACCAACUGAGUCUAACUGAUGCUGAGCCAAUAGUAAUGGGAAGUAGCAAUUGCACUGUUAUUGUAACAGGACAUACAAGUCUAUCCAAAGGAGCUUUAGUGGUGCCAACGAUGGCUGCUGAACAGGUGAACGAAGGACAGUUGGUGAUGGACAGGAAUGUCGUUCAAACCCAUAAUUAUUAUCAGGGUUAUACCUUAUCAGAUUUGCAAAAGGUAAUGAAGAAACAAGAAAUCAAGAAGGCUGGAAAAUCACAGAAAAACCAACAUGGAAAUGAUGGAGCCUCUACAACUUGA